AUGAACUGCAUCAUUGACUAUGCUGCCAAUCACCCGUUUUCGAUCGCGAAUCUCCCUUAUGGGAGCUUCUACACGGACAACGAUCCAUCGACACAACGAUGUGGAGUCGCCAUUGGAGAUUGGAUCGUUGAUCUGAAAGCGCUAUCUUACACUACGUUUUGUCCGGGUGGAGUCGAGCCCGAGGUGUUUCGCUCGCAGACUACACUAAACCUCUUCAUGGCACUUUCCAAAUCCACCUGGCUGUCAGUGCGACUUCACCUUCAGUCACUCCUCACUCACCCCUCCGCUAUCAGUCAAGAUACUGUCAUUACACCCACCAACCUCGAGCGAUCUUCGCCCAGUACCGUCCUCUCGCAGCCGCUACUGAUCCCACAAUCCGCUGCAACAAUGUGCCUACCCUGUACUAUUGGCGAUUACACCGACUUCUACACCAGUAUCGAACAUGCAACCAAUUGUGGUACUCUCCUCCGCGGUCGCUCUCAACCGCUGCUUCCAAAUUGGAAACAUCUUCCUGUAGCAUAUCAUGGCCGAUGCUCAUCAAUCGUUGUUUCCGGAACACCUAUCCGAAGACCUGUGGGUCAGAUUUUGGAUCAACCAGGCGAUACGCAACCGGUGAUUGCGCCGUGUAGAAGGCUCGAUUUCGAACUCGAGGUUGGAUUCUUCUAUGGCGGCAAAGCGACUCAGCUAGGAGAGAGACUGUCUCCUGAGCAAGCCGAGGAUCGUGUCUUUGGUGCGGUGCUGUUGAACGAUUGGAGUGCAAGAGACAUUCAAUCUUGGGAGUAUGUUCCGCUUGGUCCGUUUCUCAGCAAGAACUUCGCAACAACUAUCACACCCUGGAUCGUACCCAUUCACGCACUCGAGCCGUUCACCUGCCCAGCUUAUACCCAUACUCCACCUCUGUUGGAAUACCUUCAGGACGAAAACAAGACCAACUUCGAUAUCCCGUUGCAGGUCGGCUUGCGCCCACAAGGAUCGGCGCAUUUUACAACAGUGUCCGAAUCAUCACUCCGACACACAUACUAUACGAUCCGCCAGAUGAUUGCUCAUCACUCUACGACCGGAUGUCCUUUGAAAGCGGGUGAUCUGAUGGGGACAGGGACACUGUCUGCUCCGGGACAAACAGGAUGUGGAUCGUUGUUGGAAAAGUGCUGGGCAGGCAAAAGAGCUUUCGCGCUCUCUACCUCGACGAGUGCGGUGAAAGAAACAGACCAAGAGCAACAAGUAGUAAGCACACCGCAAAGCUGCACUGUGCAGCGGACGUUUCUGGAAGACGGCGACGAGGUCGUAAUGACCGGUUUGGCGAUAGGCGAAAGUGGAGCGGUUGGAUUUGGCGAGUGCCUGGGCAAAAUCUUGCCAGCAAUCUCUCUCUGA
Molecule: messenger RNA, 1371 nt
Organism: Mycosarcoma maydis (corn smut)
Lineage: Eukaryota; Fungi; Basidiomycota; Ustilaginomycetes; Ustilaginales
Exons: 6
Coding region: 1-1371 (456 amino acids)
Biological process (GO): L-phenylalanine catabolic process; L-tyrosine catabolic process; homogentisate catabolic process
Molecular function (GO): fumarylacetoacetase activity
Source: RefSeq, a predicted model, not a curated record